Molecule: messenger RNA, 1080 nt
Organism: Elephantulus edwardii (Cape elephant shrew)
Lineage: Eukaryota; Metazoa; Chordata; Mammalia; Macroscelidea; Macroscelididae
Gene: MAB21L1
Product: mab-21-like 1 (C. elegans)
Exons: 1
Coding region: 1-1080 (359 amino acids)
Source: RefSeq, a predicted model, not a curated record
AUGAUCGCGGCGCAGGCCAAGCUGGUCUACCACCUCAACAAGUACUACAACGAGAAGUGCCAGGCCCGCAAGGCGGCCAUCGCCAAGACCAUCCGCGAGGUGUGCAAGGUGGUGUCGGACGUGCUCAAGGAGGUGGAGGUGCAGGAGCCCCGCUUCAUUAGCUCGCUCAACGAGAUGGAUAACCGCUACGAGGGCCUGGAGGUCGUGUCGCCCACCGAGUUCGAGGUGGUGCUCUACCUCAACCAGAUGGGCGUGUUCAACUUCGUGGACGAUGGCUCGCUGCCCGGCUGCGCGGUGCUCAAGCUCAGCGACGGCCGCAAGCGGAGCAUGUCGCUGUGGGUGGAGUUCAUCACCGCCUCCGGGUACCUCUCGGCCCGCAAGAUCCGCUCCCGCUUCCAGACGCUGGUGGCCCAGGCCGUGGACAAGUGCAGCUACCGGGACGUGGUGAAGAUGGUGGCGGACACCAGCGAGGUCAAGCUGCGCAUCCGUGACCGCUACGUGGUGCAGAUCACGCCGGCCUUCAAGUGCACAGGCAUCUGGCCACGCAGCGCUGCACACUGGCCGCUGCCGCACAUCCCCUGGCCGGGCCCCAACCGCGUGGCCGAGGUCAAGGCCGAGGGCUUCAACCUCCUGUCCAAGGAGUGCCACUCGCUGGCCGGCAAGCAGAGCUCGGCCGAGAGCGACGCCUGGGUGCUGCAGUUCGCCGAGGCCGAGAACAGACUGCAGAUGGGCGGCUGUCGCAAGAAGUGCCUGUCCAUCCUCAAGACGCUGCGGGACCGGCACCUGGAGCUGCCCGGCCAGCCGCUCAACAACUACCACAUGAAGACGCUGGUCUCCUACGAGUGCGAGAAGCACCCGCGCGAGGCCGACUGGGACGAGUCGUGCCUGGGCGACCGCCUCAACGGCAUCCUACUGCAGCUCAUCUCCUGCCUGCAGUGCCGCCGCUGUCCCCACUACUUCCUCCCCAACCUCGACCUGUUCCAGGGCAAGCCGCACUCGGCGCUGGAGAACGCGGCCAAGCAGACGUGGCGCCUGGCGCGCGAGAUCCUCACCAACCCCAAGAGCCUGGAGAAACUUUAG